Messenger RNA from Phaeoacremonium minimum UCRPA7, 855 nucleotides. Its product is annotated as putative rna recognition domain-containing protein. The transcript has 2 exons. Bases 1 to 855 code for a protein of 284 amino acids. Gene Ontology annotation, molecular function: RNA binding. Lineage: Eukaryota; Fungi; Ascomycota; Sordariomycetes; Togniniales; Togniniaceae. The record is from RefSeq and is a predicted model, not a curated record.
AUGUCUGCCACUACCGUUCACGUCAAGAACAUCUCUCCCUCCACGGAGGACAAGGAGAUUCGAGACUUCUUCGCAUUCUGCGGCAAGAUCGCAUCCAUCGAUGUCAAGCCUGAGGGCGACUCCAAAUCAGCCACUGUCGUGUUCGAGAAGGAGACCGCUGCCAAGACAGCUUUGCUCCUGAACAGCACCCAGCUCGGCCCCUCCCAUAUCAGCGUCACCUCCGCUGGCGACUCCUCGUCCGAUGACGAUACCCAUGUCACUACCAAUGCCGAGCGCGACUCGGACGAGAUCACACAGGAGGAGAAGCCCCGCAGUCGUAUCUUCGCCGAGUAUCUCGCACACGGCUACGUCGUCGGCGACGCGGCGCUGCAGCGCGCCAUCGAGCUCGACCACAAGCACGGCGUGUCCUCACGGUUCGUGAACACCAUCCAGAGCCUCGACGCAAAGUACCACGCCACCGACCGUGCCAAGACCGCCGACCAGAGCUACGGCAUCACCCAGCGCGCCAACUCCCUGCUGACCGGCCUGGGCUCUUACUUCGAGAAGGCCACCGCCACCCAGCCCGGCAAGAAGAUUGUCAACUUCUACACACUGGGCCAGAAGCAGGUCACCGACAUUCACACCGAGGCCCGCCGUCUUGCGGAGCUUAAGAAGCAGGAGCACGGUGGCAGUGCAUACAAGGCUGCUGGUUUGGAGAAGGUGUUUGGUGCCGAGAAGACACCCGCUGCCCCGGGUGGCAAGGAGGAGAGCGCCACGACCACGACCGAGACUACGACUCCGGUAAAGCCCGCUGAGGGUGGUGUCGGUGUUCAGGAGUCUGCUCCUGUUCCCGCCGUUCAGGACCCGAAGGUCUAA